CACCUGAAGCCAUCAGGGCUGGUUUGCAGCUCAGCUACCUCCUCCCACCACCAGCACAGUUUUUGGACACCCAGGCUCUUCCAAAUGGGCCACCAGGCUACCUGGGGCUCUGCCAGCCAUCCUCAUGUCCCCAAAACCCUUCCUGUUGGCUCCUGCCCCUCUGGACCCCCCAGGUUGCACCACCAUGGCAUGGGCAGCAUGCAGGCUGCAAUGGCCCAUGGCUGGGUGCCUGCCGGUGUGAAGCGGUAUCCCUCCCUCCCCGCCUGGAGAAAAGCUGAUGCUGGUGAGGCAAAAGGUCCCCUCCCCAUGGCUGCCAGCCUCCUUGUCCCUGCUCAGCCGCUCUCCCUCAUUCCAGGCCUGGCGCUUUUCAGCUGCGUGGGUGCCGAUGCCAACGUGACCGAGGGGCUGCCCUGCGAGGGCUGUGCAGGUAACGUGACGCAGCUGCGGCGGCGGGGACACUUCUCCCGGUGCCCCGAGGAGUACCGGCACUACUGUGUCAAGGGACGCUGCCGCUUCCUCGUGGCCGAGGCGGCUCCGGCCUGCAUGUGCGAGCGAGGCUACACGGGGGCACGAUGUGAGCAGGUGGACAUCUUCUACCUGCGAGGCGACCGGGGCCAGAUUGUGGUCAUCUCCCUCAUUGCUGCCAUCGUCACCCUCAUCGUCUUUGUCGUCUGCAUCUGCCUCUGUGCUCACCACUGUCGGAAGCAGCGCAGGAAGAGGAAGGAAGAGGAGAUGGAGACGCUGAACAAGAACGUGCCCUCGAGGAGCGAAGAUGUGCUGGAUACGGACGUUGCGUGAAGGUGCGGGGGCUGGGGAGUUCAGCGGGGAUCCCCUAAGCCCUGACAGCUGACAGCUGCCCGCCAGGAACCUGCGGGCGGGUCCCAGCGCCGGCCGGGUGGGCGAGGGGUCGCGCUUGUCACGGUGCUAAUAAAAGGGUGACCGAAA
This is a messenger RNA of Meleagris gallopavo (turkey), 945 nucleotides long. The record is from RefSeq and is a predicted model, not a curated record. Lineage: Eukaryota; Metazoa; Chordata; Aves; Galliformes; Phasianidae.